Drosophila willistoni is the source of this 1119-nucleotide messenger RNA. It is a transcript of the gene Or33b, whose product is annotated as odorant receptor 33b. The record is from RefSeq and is a predicted model, not a curated record. Lineage: Eukaryota; Metazoa; Arthropoda; Insecta; Diptera; Drosophilidae. Gene Ontology annotation, cellular component: plasma membrane. Gene Ontology annotation, biological process: detection of chemical stimulus involved in sensory perception of smell; sensory perception of smell. Gene Ontology annotation, molecular function: olfactory receptor activity; odorant binding. The coding region runs from base 1 to 1119 and encodes 372 amino acids. The transcript is spliced from 2 exons.
AUGGCGCCGAAUGUGCCUGAGGUCAACAGUGAGAGUAUUUAUCGAGUCUAUUGGCUCUAUUGGCGUUUACUGGCUGUGGAUUUAAAGUGGCACCCUGUAUUUCGUCUACCAUUGGAUAUCUUAAUCAAUUUCUUUGUCACCCUUUGGUAUCCUAUACUACUGCUAAUUGAAUUAGUUUCACAGACUUCUAUGGUUAUUCUCUUCAAGAAUUUACCCAUAACAACGGCUUGUAUAUUCUGCAGUUUUAAGAUCAUUUGUUUUCGCUGGAAGUUGCCGCAAAUAAAGAAAAUUCAGAAAUUAUUGGAAGAGUUGGACAAAAAAGCAAUUAGCGAGGAGGAAUGCCAAUACUUUGAAACCAAAAUACGACGUGGCGCCAAUGUGGUAUUGAAAACAUUUUUGGUGUUCUAUUCAUCGACGAUAAUAAGCUCAACUGGCCUUAUUUUGCUGGGCAAUGAGAGGGAACUUCUCUAUCCUGCAUGGUUCCCGUACGAUGUGCAGGCAUCGGCUUUCAAUUAUUGGCUUAGUUUCUUAUAUCAGUCUAUUGGAGGCUGCUUUAUAGUCGUUCAAAAUCUGAUAAAUGAUACAUAUGUUCCAAUGACGUUGUGUGUGCUGUCUGGACAUGUUAAGAUGUUGGCCAUAAGAAUGAAUAAAAUGGAUAGUACGGAAACCCUAAUUGCUGGCAUCGAGGAUCAUAGAAAACUAAUUGAGAUCAUUGGAUUGUUACGUCAAACUUUGUCGUUGCCGCAACUUGGUCAAUUCAUUUCGAGUGGCAUUAAUCUAUCGACUGUACUACUAUAUAUUGUAUUCUUUGCCAAUAAUAUACUCGAUAUAGUUAUUUAUGUCGUUCACUUUUUGGCAAUUGCCUUGGAACUCUUUCCGGCAUGUUAUUAUGGCUCUGUAUUGACCAUGGAAUUCUACGAGUUAACCUACUCAAUAUUUUCCAGCGAUUGGAUAGGUAAAAACCGUGAAUACUGUAGGAGUUUAUUGAUCCUAAUGCAAUUGACGUUACGUGAAGUGACCAUCAAAGCUGGCGGCAUGGUCAUCAUCGGAAUGAAUGCAUUUUUCACCAAUAUGCGAAUGGCUUACUCUUUAUUCACGCUGGCAAUGACUUUCAAAUAA